This is a messenger RNA of Oryza brachyantha (malo sina), 592 nucleotides long. Its product is annotated as major allergen Mal d 1-like. Gene Ontology annotation, cellular component: cytoplasm; nucleus. Gene Ontology annotation, biological process: abscisic acid-activated signaling pathway. The transcript is spliced from 2 exons. Bases 86 to 565 code for a protein of 159 amino acids. Gene Ontology annotation, molecular function: protein phosphatase inhibitor activity; abscisic acid binding; signaling receptor activity. The record is from RefSeq and is a predicted model, not a curated record. Lineage: Eukaryota; Viridiplantae; Streptophyta; Magnoliopsida; Poales; Poaceae.
UGGACAAACAAGCAAGCAAGCAGCUAGCCAGCCACCAGUGAUCAGUGGGCAGUGGGCAGUGGUCAGUUGGAGCUACAUAUCAGUGAUGGCUCCCGCCAGCGUCCGCGACGAGCACGCCGUGGCGGUGUCGGUGGAGCGGCUGUGGAAGGUCUUCAUGGACGGCUCCGCCAUGCCCAAGGCCUGCCCCGGCCUCGUCGACGCCGUCGAGGUCGAGGGCGACGGCGGCCCGGGCACCAUCUACACCAUGAAGCUUAACCCCGCCGCCGGAGUGGGGAGCACGUACAAGACCCGGGUAGCGGUGCGCGACGCCGCAGCUCGCGUGCUGAGGUCCGACGUGCUGGAGUCGGCGAGCACGGUGGGGAAGCUCAAGUCGCACACGACGGAGACGAAGCUGGAGGCCACCGGCGCGGGCUCCUGCCUGGCCAAGCUCACGGUGGAGUACGAGCUCGAGGACGGCGGCGCCGCGCUGUCGCCGGAGCAGGAGAAGAAGAUCGUCGACGGCUACUACGGCAUGCUCAAGAUGAUCGAGGACUACCUCGUCGCUCACCCCGACGAAUACGCCUGAAAAAAAAAAAGAGAGAGAUGCAUCUAC